This is a messenger RNA of Adineta steineri, 3708 nucleotides long. The record is from the annotation of a GenBank genome assembly. Lineage: Eukaryota; Metazoa; Rotifera; Eurotatoria; Adinetida; Adinetidae.
AUGGUAGCCAAAGGCUCUCGUGAUCGACGUUCAACAUCGUCGACAACUACUACAAAUCCUUCGAAUAAACGACGAACAUCAUCAACAACACAUGAAAAGAAAAAAAUUGUUAAACCAAUGGGUGUAUGUAGUUUUUGUUUGGGUGAUGAAGAUAAAAAUGCCAAGGGUAUUCCUGAAGAUAUGAUAAGUUGUGCUGAAUGUGGGAAUUGUGGACAUCCGUCAUGUUUAAAAUAUUCCGAGAAACUUGUUAAAAAAAUCACAACACUACGCUGGCAAUGUUUAGAUUGUAAAAAAUGUAUUAUUUGCAAUAAAGGAGAUGAUUCAUUACUAUUCUGUGAUUAUUGUGAUGCAGCUAUUCAUCCGAAAUGUUGCGAUCCACCAUUAAAUCACAUUCCUAAAGGUGAUUUUGCCUGUUCUAAUUGUCGAAAUGAUGGUACAAUAAAAUCAACUUCAAUUAGAACUUCUACAACACGUUCAUUACGUAGUAAAAAUUCUAAUGAAGAAGAACCUACAACAACAACAACACCAACUGUUAUAACUCGUCCUGUUGCACAAUUAAUUGAUGGAAUGUCAAAUUUUUUCUUACCAAAAAAAGAGAAAAUGAAUAAUAAUAAUAAUAUUCAACGACAACAAUCAGUUCAAAAAGCAAUGAAAUAUUUACGUAAUAAAACAAUUAAACCUUCCAAUAAUAAAGUACUUAAACGUCUUAAUACAAUGCCAACAACAAAAAGUAAAACUGUUGAAGAUCAAUUAUUAGCAAGAAGUAUUUUAUCUUCAUCGAAAACAUCGCGUAUUCGACGAAAACCAAUAAAUUUAACAGAUAAUUCACCAUCGAAUUCUCAAAUAAAUACAAGUACAACAACAACACGACGUUCAACGACUAAAAAAUCAUUAACUUCAGAACCAAUUACUCCAACUUCACGAGUUAUUCGUCGAUCAACUACUCAUCCAGUUGAAGAAUCUACUAAAACAAAUUCAUCUCGAUCGAUAACUAAACGAAAACAUUUAAUUUCAUCGAUUCCUCAGACACCAGUUACCAUCAAAAAACGAACAAAACAGGAUUCUUCAGUUAAAAAAACACCAUCGAAACGUAAAGAAAAAGAAGUAGAAGAAGAAGCAGAAGAAGAGCAAGAAUCCGAAGAUGAAGAUAAUGAUAAUAAAAAAAUACCAACAGUUACUAAACGAACACUUAAUUUAGAUUUAUCUAAAUAUAAAACUCCACCAGCAUUUCUCAGUGAUCUAUUACCAGAUACAAUUGUUGCUAAUGAUGUAUAUUUAUUUCUUGAUGCAAGAAAAAAUUCCACAAAACUUAUUUCAGAUUGUUCUGAAAAAUUUCAUUAUACACCUGAAACAGUAGAAGAUGAUAUAAAUAAUACACGUUGGCCACCAUAUAUUGUUUUUGGUGAUGAAUUAAUUAAAACAUGGUAUUCAUCAUCUUAUCCACAAGAAUAUGCUCGUGUUCCACGUCUAUAUAUAUGUGAAUUUUGUUUAAAAUAUAUGAAAUGUGAAGAAGUUUAUGAUCGACAUCGUAAAAAAUGUCAAACAUUUCAUCCACCCGCAAAUGAAAUCUAUCAUAAAGAUGAUCUUUCAGUUUUUGAAGUUGAUGGAAAUAUUAAUCGAAUUUAUUGUCAAAAUUUAUGUCUAUUAGCAAAAUUAUUUCUUGAUCAUAAAACACUUUAUUAUGAUGUUGAACCAUUUCUAUUCUAUGUUCUAACGAAAAAUGAUUCAAAUGGUUGUCAUUUUCUUGGCUAUUUUUCGAAAGAAAAACAUUGCCCACAAAAAUAUAAUCUAUCAUGUAUAACUGUUUUACCUAAUUGUCAACGUCGAGGUUAUGGACGUUUUUUAAUUGAAUUAAGUUAUUUAUUAUCACAAAAAGAACAUCAAAUUGGUACACCAGAAAGACCAUUAUCAUUACAUGGUGCUCAUACAUAUGAAGCAUAUUGGAAAGUAAAAGUAGUUCAACAAUUACUUGAUUAUUAUGAAAAAAAGCAAGAUAUAUGUAUAUUAUAUAAAUUAAUGAACGAAACAGGAAUGGCCGCUGAUGAUAUUCUUGAUACAUUACAAAAUCUAGAAGUUUUAACAAUGCAUUCUAAUGAAAAACCGGUAAUUCAUGUCGAUAUAACACAAAUGAAACUUAUAAUGAAAACAGAAGAGAGUAAACAUGCACAUUGGGUAUCAUUAGAUACUGAAUAUCUUCGUUUUACACCAGUUCUUAAACCAAUUCUAUUGUUAAAUGAUGAAAAUUCAUAUGAAAAUCAACUUAAAAAAAUUGAAGUUAUCUUUAAAAAAAUUGAAUCAGAUAUACCGGAAUCUGGAGGAAAUGCUGCUGAUUUGGGUGAUGAAGGAAAUACAACUGAAAUUAUUCGUUAUGUUCGAAGAAGAAAAUUUGGACGAAAACGUCGAGCAAUCUAUGUUAAAUGUCGAGUAACAAAUAAAAAUGAACCAAUUACACCAACUAUUCAUGAUGAACAUUCACAAGAAUAUAUAUCUCGUCGACGAGAUUCAUUAACUAAUGAAUCAGUUAAAGAAGAAGAAGAAGUAGAAGCAGGAAGAGUAGAAGAAGAAGAAGCAGAUGUUAAUGAUGAUAAUGAUGAUAGCAAAAAAGAGAAGAGUCCACCACCACCACCAUCGCCACCUAAAUCCCCAUCGAAACAACCUUCAUUCAAACAAUUAACAAUGGAUCAAUUUCUUAAAAAACUUCCAUCGAAUUCAUCUGUAAUUGAAAACUCGAAACCAGAGAAAAUCUUCGAAAUAAGUCCAGAGAAUAAUCGUAAUGAAGAAACUAAUUCAGAUGUUAAAACUGAUAAUAAUGAAGAAUUUCGUUUACCAAGACGAACAAAAAGAUUAUCAAAUUCAACUCAUGUAUCUAAAUCGGAAACUGAUCUUGUUAAAAUGGCAAAUGGAAUAACAGUAGAAAAUUUAAAAAAACCAAUUCCGUGUAAUCAAGAAUUCUUAUUAAGACAAAUAAGUGAUGGAACUAUUUCAUCAAAUGAUAGUUCACCAGCACCUAUUAAUUCACCAUUACCAUUUAAAAAACGUGCUUGGACUUCGUCAAAUGUUCAAGCUUUAAUAGAUCCACCUACACCUACCAAGAAAAAUGAUGAUUCAAUAUUAAGUCGUGAAACAAGUUUAACAACACCAUCAUCUCUAUCAGAUAUUCUUGCAAAUCCAUUAAUGGCAUCAUCAUCAUCAUUAAAUAGUACUGACGAAGAAACUAAAAUAGCUCGUAUAGAAUCUCAAUUAAAAACUACUGUAGAAGCUGUUAAAGAAGCGAAUGUAGCAGAUGAUCAACCACCAAGUUUAACUUCACCAACAUCAAUGAUUGUUUCACAAUCAAAUCAUUAUAAUUAUUCGACAAGAAGUAAUGUUGCUAAACAACAACAACAACAACAACAGCAGCAACAACAAUCGAUAACAAUCAAUAAUUUUACUAAUUCAACCAAUAUGACUUAUAAUUUUGGACAAACAUCUUAUCCAUAUCCGUAUCCAACUACACCAUCAGCUGAUAUGCAACCAUUUUAUUAUCAUCCAUCUGGUAUACCAAUGAAUUAUAUGCCUUAUUAUCCAACACCACCAUCUCCUAUGUAUCCAUCAGGACAACAAAUGUGUUAUCCACCCAAUGGUGUCAAUUCAAUACCUUAUACAGGUAAUUCAACGACACCAUAUAGUUAUUCAACACCACAAUCAUCAUCAAAUCGACGACAUUAA